AUGCCGGUGGGGAUGAAUAAUACGAAUAAUGUGCUAAUCCCAAAAAAGAAGAACCCUGAGCAAAUGAGUGAGCUGCGCCCAAUUUCUCUCUGCAAUGUCAUUGCCAAAGUUAUUACUAAGGUUCUUGCUAACAGAAUGAAGGGAUUACUGUCUGAGGUUAUCUCCAAACAUCAAAGUGCUUUUAUCCCUGGCAGGUUAAUUACGGAUAAUAUUAUGGUCUCUUUCGAAAUUCUACAUUAUCUUCAGCGGAAGCAGGUGGGCAAGGAUGGUUUUAUGGCGUUGAAAUUGGAUUUAAGUAAAGCUUAUGAUAGAGUGGAUUGGCAUUUCUUGUGUGCUAUGCUUGCUCGGUUGGGAUUCGCUGAUAAGUGGAUUCGGCUUAUUUUUGGAUGCUUGUCCUCGGUGCAGUACCAGAUUGUGAGUAGUGGCCGAACUAUGGGUCCUAUUGUGCCUAGUAGAGGCCUUCGAUAUGGAGACCCUAUAUCACCUUAUCUUUUUUUGGUAUGUGUCGAAGCUUUUCCUGCUCUUACUCGCAAGUUUGAAGAGAGGAAGUGGCUGCAUGGUUGUAAAGUGGCUAAUGGAGCGCCUAGUGUCUCUCAUAUGCUCUUUGCAGAUGACAGCUUUCUGUAUUGUAAGGCGACCAAUGGCGAGAUGAAUCGGGUUCUUCAGUUGCUUAGGAUGUUUGCUAUUGCAACGGGACAACGUGUUAAUUUUGGGAAGUCUUCGUCCUUUUUUAGAACUAAUACUUCAGUUGAUUUGCGGCGGGCCAUUUGUGACAUUGAGCGAGCUAUUACCAAGUUUUGGUGGAGGUCGAACAAGAAUAAGGGCAUCCACUGGCUAAGCUGGGACCAGCUUACGAAACCCAAAAGCAAUGGUGGUAUGGGAUUUUGUGAUUUAAGGGACUUAAACUUAGCUCUACUGGAUAAGCAAGGAUGGAGGCUUUUGACUUGUGGGGAUAGUUCGAUGGGGCAAAUUUACAAAGCUAGAUACUUUUCGUCAGGGUCUUUUCUUACAUCGACCUUGGGGAGUAAUCCUAGUUAUAUUUGGCAGAGUGUGUUUGAGGCUAAGGAGUUAGUUCGGGCUGGGGUUCGGCGGUCUUGUGGGGAAGUAUUGGCUGAGAUGCUCACUGCUAGAGAUCGAGCUUUGGUGUGGAAGAUUCCGCUCAGUAGUCAUAUGAGUACGGAUUUGCGGUACUGGUUACAUGAUGCAUCAGGAGUUUUCACUGUUAGGAGUGCAUAUUCUCUGCUUCAAUCGAUGAAAACCAGCAGAGAUAUUCCAGAUAACUCUGGAAUUUGGCGGCUCUUAUGGCAGUUGCAGCUCCCUCCAAAGGUUCUUAAUUUUCUAUGGAGAGCUUCUACCAAUAGUCUCCCUACUCGGUUGAAUCUUUCCACAAAGCAUGUUCCAAUUGCUGUAAUGUGUUCGUUCUGCCUUGCUACCCCUGAGACGACUAUGCAUGUGCUGGCGCAGUGUUCUUUUGCUAAAAGUUUCUGGAGCAAGGUUCCAAUCUGUAGUGGCGCCUGA
Messenger RNA from Cannabis sativa, 1518 nucleotides. RefSeq lists its product as uncharacterized. The record is from RefSeq and is a predicted model, not a curated record. The transcript has 3 exons. The coding region runs from base 1 to 1518 and encodes 505 amino acids. Lineage: Eukaryota; Viridiplantae; Streptophyta; Magnoliopsida; Rosales; Cannabaceae.